This is a messenger RNA of Opisthorchis viverrini, 291 nucleotides long. RefSeq lists its product as hypothetical. The transcript is spliced from 4 exons. The record is from RefSeq and is a predicted model, not a curated record. The annotation marks the transcript as partial. NCBI's taxonomy places the organism in Eukaryota, Metazoa, Platyhelminthes, Trematoda, Opisthorchiida, Opisthorchiidae.
AUGUCGAUGACAGGCGAUUCCGUGUGGUUUCGUCGGAUUCCUGGUCUGCCGGAUCGCCUACUAUUUAUUGAAGACGACAACGAUAUUAAUGAUGAUAACGCUAACUCGGAAUUGUUUCACGUUCAUUUGUUUUUAGGUUUAGAAGUUUCUGACCAGUCCGAACGUAGACUCCUUGAUGAACUGGACGAGUCAAUUUGUGUCCGUCUAGGCUUCAUUGAUGAAAUCCCAGAUUAUGAAGAUGAGCAGGCUGAUGAUCAGCCAACCAAAAUGGAAGACAUUGGUACAGUCGCA